This is a messenger RNA of Agrilus planipennis (emerald ash borer), 1442 nucleotides long. Its product is annotated as calreticulin. Bases 127 to 1323 code for a protein of 398 amino acids. The record is from RefSeq and is a predicted model, not a curated record. Gene Ontology annotation, biological process: protein folding. NCBI's taxonomy places the organism in Eukaryota, Metazoa, Arthropoda, Insecta, Coleoptera, Buprestidae. The transcript is spliced from 4 exons. Gene Ontology annotation, cellular component: endoplasmic reticulum membrane; endoplasmic reticulum. Gene Ontology annotation, molecular function: calcium ion binding.
AAGGACAUUAACAUUUGCGUGGUGUUGCAUUAACGUACCUUAUUUUAGGAUCGCUCAUAUCGCCUUGCUCGGCUUUGCGAGUAAAUAGUUGUCGGUGGCUUUAAAAUUAAGAAUAACCAAAAAAUAAUGAAGUAUAAUUUAUUUAUUUCGCUUUUUGUGAUUUCAAUUUGUAGUGUAUUAGCAGAAGUGUACUUUGAAGAAAAAUUCAAAGAUGAUUCUUGGGAAAAGAAUUGGGUGUACAGCAAACACCCUGGAAAAGAGUUCGGAAAGUUCGUAAGAACCGCUGGUAAAUUCUUCAAUAAUGAAGAAGAAGAUAAAGGUAUUCAAACUUCAGAAGAUGCUCGGUUUUAUGCGAUAAGUAGGAAAUUUAAGCCUUUUUCGAAUGAAGGCAAAGAUCUUGUUAUCCAAUUCACCGUAAAACAUGAACAAGACAUUGAUUGUGGUGGUGGAUAUGUAAAGGUGUUUGAUUGUUCUUUGAAAGAAGAAGAUCUGCACGGGGAAACUCCGUAUUUGCUAAUGUUUGGUCCUGAUAUUUGUGGACCUGGCCGAAAAAUUGUACAUGCCAUCAUCAAUUACAAUGGCAAAAACAAUCUCAUCAAAAAGGAGAUUGCUUGCAAAGAUGGUGUUUAUUCACACGCGUACACGUUUGUUAUCAAACCCGAUAACACCUACGAAAUUCUCAUUGAUGGCGAAAAAGUAGAAGGUGGUGAUAUUGAAGCUGAUUGGGAUUUGUUGCCACCAAAAACCAUCAAAGAUCCAGAUGCAAAGAAGCCUGAAGAUUGGGACGACAGAGCCACAAUUCCUGACCCAGAUGACAAAAAACCUGAAGAUUGGGACCAACCUGAACAUAUUCCCGACCCUGAAGCCACUAAACCUGAUGACUGGGAUGAUGAGAUGGAUGGUGAAUGGGAACCACCACAGAUUGAUAACCCCGACUAUAAAGGAGAAUGGAGCCCAAAACAAAUUGACAAUCCUAACUACAAAGGUGAAUGGGUUCAUCCUGAAAUUCCCAACCCUGAAUACAAAGCAGAUCCUGCUUUAUACAAAAAACCUGAGAUUUGCGCCAUUGGUUUCGAUUUGUGGCAAGUAAAAUCUGGUACGAUAUUCGAUAACAUUCUUAUUACCGACGAUCUGGAAUAUGCAAAAGAACAACUUAAAAAUUUAAAAGAUAAACAAGAAGGGGAAAAGAAAGCCAAACAAGCACUUGAUGAUGCAGCUAAAGAAAAGAAGUCAGAUGAGAAAGAUGAUGACAGUGAAGAAGAUGAAGAUGCAGAAGAGGAUGAUGUGAAACCUGUAGAGGAACCUGAGCAUGAUGAAUUAUAAGUGGUAGUGAAAGACUUUUUAAUGUGUGUGAAGUGUUUUGUUUCCUAGUGCGUAUUGUUUAUUUGACUGAUUUUGUUAAAAACUUUAAGAACACUUAUAAUAAAAAUGUAAAACCUGAA